Messenger RNA from Eptesicus fuscus (big brown bat), 1456 nucleotides. RefSeq names its product potassium calcium-activated channel subfamily M regulatory beta subunit 4 (gene KCNMB4). Gene Ontology annotation, cellular component: membrane; voltage-gated potassium channel complex. Gene Ontology annotation, biological process: potassium ion transport; detection of calcium ion. Gene Ontology annotation, molecular function: potassium channel regulator activity; calcium-activated potassium channel activity. The transcript has 3 exons. The record is from RefSeq and is a predicted model, not a curated record. The coding region runs from base 470 to 1102 and encodes 210 amino acids. Lineage: Eukaryota; Metazoa; Chordata; Mammalia; Chiroptera; Vespertilionidae.
CCACCCCGCCUCUGCUCACUCCGACCCAGCCGCUCCUGCCCUCGGGGCAGCUUGCCCGGCGAGUCGCGGAGAGGCGGCAGGCAAGCGAUGAAGACGGGGAGACUCCGGGCGAGAGGAGGCGGGGUGGGGGAGGCCGGGAGAGCGCGCGGGCGGAGGCUGGCAGGGGGCGCUGGAGGCCGAAGCCGCCGGGGCGCUCCUCGCGCCCGAGGGUGCAGGAGGCUCUGAGCCGCGGCGGCAGCGCGAGCCUCCGGGGCACGGGCGGCGGCGGGGCUGGAAGUGGAGGCGCUGCCGCCUCCGGGGGCGUCGCCGGCCUCGGCCCCUUUGUUCUCGCGCGCUCCCUCUCGCCGCCCACUCCCCUGCUGUCGCGCGGCGGCGGCGGCGGCGGCUCCUCCCGCCCGAGGCGGUCGGGCUGGGCGCCGGGGGCGGGAGGGGGCGGGGGGAGCGCGCCAGCCGACGGGAGUGGGGGGCGAUGGCGAAGCUCCGGGUGGCUUACGAGUACACGGAAGCCGAGGACAAGAGCAUCCGGCUCGGCUUGUUCCUCAUCAUCUCCGGCGUCGUGUCGCUCUUCAUCUUCGGCUUCUGCUGGCUCAGUCCCGCGCUGCAGGAUCUGCAAGCCACGGCGGCCAACUGCACGGUGCUGUCGGUGCAGCAGCUCGGCGAGGUGUUCGAGUGCACCUUCACCUGUGGCGCCGACUGCAGGGGCACCGCGCAGUACCCCUGCGUCCAGGUCUACGUGAACAACUCCGAGUCCAACUCCAGGGCGCUGCUGCACAGCGACGAGCACCAGCUCCUGACCAACCCCAAGUGCUCCUAUAUUCCUCCCUGUAAGAGAGAAAAUCAGAAGAACUUGGAAAGUGUCAUGAAUUGGCAACAGUACUGGAAAGAUGAGAUUGGUUCCCAGCCAUUUACUUGCUAUUUUAAUCAAUUUCAAAGACCAGACGACGUGCUCCUGCAUCGCACACAUGAUGAGAUUGUCCUCCUGCAUUGCUUCCUCUGGCCCCUGGUGACAUUUGUGGUGGGCGUUCUCAUCGUGGUCCUGACCAUCUGUGCCAAGAGCCUGGCCGUCAAGGCCGAAGCCUUGAAGAAGCGCAAGUUCUCUUAGCGGGGAGUAGACGUGUGGAAAGCAAAGCACAGAAGCUGCACCCAUUGGCACACAUCUACCUGCAGAGCCUGUUUCCGGCGCAGGAGAUGGAAGGGGCUGUGAGAGGUCUCAGAGAGGCUCCUCCCUCAAUGGCAGCAGCAACAGGCACAACUGGAAGACUUAGAACCUCAUAGAUAAUAUUCUAUGUGUUGUAGCCAUGGCUAAAGGGUCAAGCUCUUAGCUGUAUGGAGUAAAUUUCAGAAAAUCUGAUAAAAUGUUAAUUUUUUUGAAAGUCACAGUGUAUAAUUGUACAGUGUAGUAUACAAAUUAUUAUGAUUUAUGGUAUUUAAAAAUAUUAAACUAGAGUGGUCUGUG